CUGUGUAUUCAGAAGGAGCCCCAGCAAAGAUACUAUAUUAAACCAGGACAAACAUUAACAUGGCUAGCAUGGCUGUUCAGUUACUGGGCUUCUUCCUGAGUCUUCUUGGUCUGGCUGGAACAAUAACUGCUACCAUCCUGCCUCACUGGUGGAGAACGGCACAUGUGGGAACCAACAUCAUCACAGCCGUAGCGUACGUGAAGGGUCUCUGGAUGGAAUGUGUUUGGCACAGCACUGGGAUCUACCAGUGUCAGCUUCACCGCUCACCACUUGCUUUGCCGCGUGACCUUCAAGCAGCCCGUGCCAUGAUGGUGAUUUCCUGUGUUCUUUCAGCUCUGGCAUGCAUAGUUGCUGUGAUUGGCAUGAAGUGCACCCGUUGUGCCAAAGGGUCCUCUGCCAAGAAUGUAUUUGCUGUCUUUGGUGGAGUUCUUUUCAUACUGGCUGGGCUCAUAUGCCUCAUCCCUGUUUCUUGGUCAACUAAUGAUGUUGUCACUGAUUUCUACAACCCGUUGCUGCCCAAUGGGAUGAAAUAUGAGAUUGGACAAGCCCUUUACCUUGGCUUUGUCUGUGCUUCACUGAGUAUAAUCGGUGGAGUCAUCCUAUGUGCUUCAUGCCAACGUACUGCCAACAACAUAGACUACCACCCACAGCCAAGGAGUACAAGGGCAGCUCCAUCCUACAGACCACCAAUGGCCUACAAGGCAAACCAUACUUCAUCAUUAACUUCUGCUUCACACAGUGGUUACAGAUUAAAUGACUAUGUGUGAGUUCUCUGUACCUUGCUGCUGUUUUAUUUUUUUUAAGUUUUAUAUGUAGCUAUGUCAUACGAGAAAGCCAAGAAGAUAUUAAUGUACAUAAUUUUUAUACAAUGUUUACCACUGUUCUACUUUUCAUGUGAAGAAUGUAUGUAAUUUUGAACAGGGUUGCU
Molecule: messenger RNA, 928 nt
Organism: Sceloporus undulatus (fence lizard)
Lineage: Eukaryota; Metazoa; Chordata; Lepidosauria; Squamata; Phrynosomatidae
Gene: CLDN14
Product: claudin 14
Exons: 1
Coding region: 60-767 (235 amino acids)
Biological process (GO): cell adhesion; bicellular tight junction assembly
Cellular component (GO): plasma membrane; bicellular tight junction
Molecular function (GO): structural molecule activity
Source: RefSeq, a predicted model, not a curated record